AUAACAUUUUUAAUAGAUCUAAACUCAUGUCGUUUAUCGCGAGUUUUAAUUAUUUUUUUCUCUAUUCUUUUUGCUUUGACUUUUGAAUUUUUUUUGUUAUGCUUUGACCUAACUAAAACAAUUGAUAUUUAUUGAGUUUCACAAGACACUCAUAUUUUCCAUAUUAUUUUAACAAACAAUUUUACUUAAAAUUUUCUUAAGAUGAUGGAUUAUCAAGAACAAAAUGAAAAUGAAAGUUGGGUACAGAACAUGAAUGAUACUAGUUUAAUCAGUGUUAAUGUUAAGAAAAGUUUGAAACAAGGUCGCUCAAAUAAAAAAUAUAAUUUUCGGCAUGAUCCUACAGAUACCAUUGAUCAUAAUGUGCAAGAAUAUAAUGGGAUUGACUACAUAAAAAUGAUGCAAAAAUAUUUGGAAGAAAGAAACCUCGGUGAAGCUGAGUUUACAGUCUUUCAAUGUAAAUCAAAAGCCAAUUUACCUGCAUAUUAUGCUAACAUUAAUCUUGGUGUAACUUCUCUAGCAAGUUCAUUUCCAGAAAAGUAUUCGCUGCCAGAAGUUGCAAAACAGGUGGCUGCACGUAAUGCGUUGGGGUUAUUAAAAAAGAAAUAUGAUGAUAACAACAUACCCACUACUAAAAAUAUGUCUUUAGUUGUUGAAAGAUUAGAAUUGGAAUUAAAAAAAAAUUAUGCUGGUUUAUUUUGUGAUAAAGUAGUAGAAGUUUACAGAGAUGUUUAUAAUGAAUGUUUACCUGAAAAUUGGUUGAACUCUUUACGCAAUAUGAAAACAGAUAUAAUAAUUGAAGAAUUGCCUAAACAAAAUAAAGCGAUAUUAUACUACUCAUUACAUAAUAAUUUGGAUCAGUCAAUGGAUACUACAGUUAAUGAAUGUAACGCACCACUGAUGAAAUUUGUGGAUAAAACUGAAAGACAAGUUGUAGUUACUACUAUUGACAGCAGUCAAAAAAUUUGGAUACGUUUCAUUCAUGAUAAAAUUAAUAUUCUGUAUAAUGAAAUGUUCAAUACUAUGAAUAAGCCUGGAGAGUCUAAAAGUUUUAUAAAAAUGUACAGUAUUGAAGUUGAUGAUGUGUAUGCUGUAGAAUAUGAUGAACAAUGGCAUAGAUAUCAAGUGACAAAAAUUGAAAAUAAUAAUAUAUUAGGAAUUUUGAUUGAUUUAGGCCUUGAAUUUAGUAUUCCAAGAGAUAAUGUAAUGUAUUUACCACCAAAAUUUCUGAAAUUUCCAUCUCAAGCUAUCAGCUGUGCUCUAACUUCAUUAUUUUUUGCGCCUUAUUUUCCUGUAUGUACAAAAUUAUUUGAAACUAAAUUAUUUGGAAAUGAAUUUACAGCUAAACCUGAUAAUAUUGAAAGUGAAAUACCUACAAUUACAUUAUAUAAUGGAAAAAUCAAUGUUAAUAGUAUGCUUAUGAAUGAUAUCAUACAACUUAAUGUAAUUAAUGAGCUUGAUAGUCCAUGUAAAGCUAAUUUAUCAUUUGUGGCUGACGGAUAUAUGUAUUUACAUCCUUUUAAUGAAACUUUACUUGUAUUAGAAUCUGUACUUGACACAAUUUCUGAGUCACGCCCUUUGGAAAAAUUUUAUUCUAAAAGAAAUAUAUCACCAAGUAAAGUAUAUUUGGUCAAAUGCAUUGAAUUAAAUACUUGGAGUAGAGCAAUAAUCUCAGAUUUCAUAUUUUCUGAUCAUCAAUUCAAUGUUUACUUCAUUGAUUAUGGUAAUUGUUCGUUAAUUGAUCAAGAUAAGUUUAUUCCCCUUGAAUUGCUUGAUCCCAUGUUAGCUGUAAUUCCUCCUCAAGCUUUAAAGGUUGGAUUUCAUUUAUUUCCUCCUGAAGAGUUUACUGAAAGUAGAUCUAGAGCAUUGUAUGAAAUGGCUAUUGAUAAAUUAUUGGAUGUUGUCUUGAUAACAAAAGAUAACGCAGGUGUCCCAGUUGUUGAAAUUUUUGAUGCUGCAGAAGACCCUAACACCCGAUUAUCAUUUAAUACUCAAUUAUAUCAAAGUGUAUGAUUUUUCAAUGUUAUGGACUUCUUUUUGUUUAACUUAACUAUAUAAAAAGAAUGUUGUGUUUUAAUAACAGAACUUGUAUUAAAGUAUAUUAUGACUUGUUGAGGUGGAAUUAUUUUUCUUUUAUUUAAACUGUCAAUAUUUUAAAUACAUUAAUUUGUUAAAUGUAAUAUUUUUGUUUAACUAUUAAAAUUUAUUUUGUUUGAAUACACUAUGAAGAAGGUGUUAUGACAAAGUUUUUAUUAUAUUAUAUAAUGAUACUAAUGUAAUUUGUUGAUUUUAUACUUAUGUUUAGAUAGUAUUGCAUUUUCCAUUAUGAUAUAAAAAUAAAUCUAAAAAAUUACGCCAUUACUUAUUAACAUAA
Daktulosphaira vitifoliae (grape phylloxera) is the source of this 2371-nucleotide messenger RNA. RefSeq lists its product as uncharacterized. Bases 202 to 2010 code for a protein of 602 amino acids. NCBI's taxonomy places the organism in Eukaryota, Metazoa, Arthropoda, Insecta, Hemiptera, Phylloxeridae. The transcript is spliced from 12 exons. The record is from RefSeq and is a predicted model, not a curated record.